Molecule: messenger RNA, 1119 nt
Organism: Plasmodium coatneyi
Lineage: Eukaryota; Apicomplexa; Aconoidasida; Haemosporida; Plasmodiidae
Product: KIR protein
Exons: 4
Coding region: 1-1119 (372 amino acids)
Source: RefSeq, a predicted model, not a curated record
AUGGCAGAGAAGACAUGUAAACUAGGGUCAAUUACUGAUACGUUAGCGAUAUAUAACGAAUUCUAUACAAAUUUCAAGAAUGCUGUAGGGGGCCAAGGUGACAGGAGUACCGAUGUUACAAAAUUACAUACUGCAUUAAGUAGCAAUUUCUCACAAUGUAAAAAAAUUAUUGCGGACGCUGCAAAAAACGCCAACGCCUACGAAGAUGCAUGUAUGCAGAAUAAUAGCGCACAGUCCAAUAGUAUACCCUGCCGCUCGUUCUAUUAUUGGUUUGGACACAAAUACUGGUCUCACCUAAAUCGUAAAACACUUUCGGAGGUUUUGAAAGUAAUUUACGAAACGCUGGGAACUUCUUCCUUCAGCAGUGGAAAUAAAUGUGAAUUUAAGUACAAAGAUCUUGAGGACCAUACCAUUUUUCGCAACAUGAAAAUCAUAUUCGAUUAUUACCACGGUUAUAAGAAUGUACCAAAUUUAUUAAGUACGAGUGGUAUUACCUGUCUGAAGGAAUGGUCCAAUUAUUGGACCACACUUUCAUCAGCAUGUAAGGCUAUGGAGGAGAAGUGCACAGGUGACAACGAUCACAAGGGGAAACCAUAUUGUACAGACUUUGAGAAAACCUAUGCAAUACAUUGUGAUAUGGCUGAGCUCCAGCAAAAGAUGGAUGUAUUAAUAACAAAGAUUCAGCGUGAAGCACAAAAAACGUUAAGUAAAGCCAGCACCACUUCCUCCCUUUCUUCUAUCCUUGGCACCUUAGCAACAAUCGGUACCCCUUUCUUAUUAUACAAAUAUAAACCAUGGUCUUCGUUGUUUGGUAACCACUCUUCUGAAAAUGGAGGAGGAAGAAGGAAGAAAGGAUCAAGCCGACGACAACAAUUUGACGAAUUAACAGAAACUUCCACAAUGGACUUGACGGACAGUUCAGAAACAAGUUCCACGUUUGAUCCCAAUACAGUACCUUCCUCUACUGCGUACAACACAAGACAACCUAGUAAAGGAAGAACAAAUAAUAAUAGUACACCAGGUCAUCAUCAUCAAAGAACGAAUGUAGGUUACGGUCUCAUUUUGAAUAACCACAUAAGGAAAGAAUACUCCCAACGCGGAUGCGGAAAAAGGUCCUAA